Messenger RNA from Jatropha curcas, 3458 nucleotides. Lineage: Eukaryota; Viridiplantae; Streptophyta; Magnoliopsida; Malpighiales; Euphorbiaceae. The record is from RefSeq and is a predicted model, not a curated record.
UACCCCGCAUCUCCAGUAUCAGAAUUUAUUUUUCCCGCUCAAUCAGUUUCGCAUUCCUUUCCCUCCUUUUCGUUCCCCAACUUGUCAAGAUUUAGAUUAGGGUUUUGCAACUAAACCCAGCGGAGUGGCUAUCAAACCAACCAAUGGAGGUCGCCCAAAUUGCUCGGCUGCUGAACGACACGAUCAGUCCCGAUGUCAACGUCGUUCGUGCGGCGACAGAAGCUCUCGAUCGCCUCUCUCUCCUCCCUCACUUCCCUUUCUCCAUCCUCUCCAUUGCCGCUGGAGGUGAAAAUCAAGGUCAAAGAGUUGCUGCUGCUACAUACCUUAAGAACUUUACUAGGCGAAAUAUUAAUGGUGACAGUCCAAAUUCAAAAGUCAGUAAGGAGUUCAAGGAUCAUCUGCUGCGAACUUUACUUAUAGUGGAACCUGCAGUUCUAAAAGCAUUGGUUGAAGUGUUUCGGAUCAUUGUUGUUACUGAGUUUGUUGAGCAGAAUUGUUGGCCUGAACUUGUGCCUGAUCUGCGGUCUGCUAUUUGGAAUAGCAAUCUUAUCAACAAUGGUGCAAAUUGUGAUUGGCAUACCAUUAAUGCCCUUACAGUUCUUCAUGCCCUUAUCAGACCUUUCCAGUACUUUCUAAAUCCUAAAGUUGCUAAGGAGCCAGUGCCACAUCAGCUAGAGCUAAUUGCAAAAGAAAAUCUUGUACCUGUUUUAUCUGUAUUUCAUCAAUUCCUCGAAAAGCAGGCUUUUUAUUCUCAUUGUAAGAUAAAACUUGAGGAGGAGAAGAUGCUUCUCAUGAUAUGCAAAUGCAUAUAUUUCACUGUGAGGUCACAUAUGCCAUCUGCAUUGAUUCCUUCUUUACCUUCAAUCUGCCGGGAUUUGAUUGGGCUUCUUGAUUCUUUGAAUUUUGAUCGUGUUAAUGGGGAAGAUGGGCACUUGCUGAGAUUGAAGACAGGAAAGAGAAGCUUGCUUGUAUUUUGUGCCCUAGUUACCCGACACCGGAAAUAUUCUGACAAGUCCAUGCCAGACAUCAUAAAAUGUGUUCUGAAGAUUGUAAAAUACAGCUCGAAUAUCAGCAAGCUAGAUUUCCUGUCAGAGAGUAUUAUUUCAUUAGCUUUUGAUGUAAUUUCCCAUGUUCUGGAGACAGGCCCGGGAUGGAGAUUGGUUUCACCCCAUUUUUCAUUUUUGUUGGAUUCUGCAAUUUUCCCAGCAUUAAUCCUGAAUGAGAAGGAUAUCUCAGAGUGGGAAGAAGAUACGGAAGAGUAUAUACGAAAAAAUCUUCCAUCUGAACUGGAAGAAAUUUCUGGAUGGAGGGAGGAUCUUUUCACAGCCAGAAAAAGUGCAAUAAAUUUACUUGGUGUUAUAUCAAUGUCAAAGGGCCCAUAUAUGGCAUCCUCUCGCAAUGGUCGUGCUGCAUCUACUAAGCGUAAGAAGGGUGAAAAGAACAAGAGAGACAAUCAGCAGUCUUCUAUAGGGGAGUUGUUGGUUCUUCCGUUUCUGUCUAAAUUUCCAAUUCCUUCUGAUGCAUCCAAUGCAAGAAUUUUAAAUGAUUAUUUUGGGGUUCUAAUGGCAUAUGGAGGCCUGCAAGAUUUUCUAAAGGAGCAAAAACCUGGACACAUAUCUGUUCUGGUUCGCACUCGACUGCUACCACUAUAUACAGUGUCAGUAACUCCUCACUUGGUUGCUGCUGCAAAUUGGGUUCUUGGGGAGCUAGCUUCCUGUCUUCCGCAAGAGAUGAGUGCAGAUAUAUAUUCCUCAUUGCUCAAGGCACUAGCGAUGCCAGAUAACGAGGAUACCUCUUGUCAUCCUGUGCGAGUUACUGCAGCUGGGGCAAUUGUAGAGCUUCUUGAUAAUGAAUAUCCACCACCUGAGUGGUUACCGCUUCUUCAAAUUGUGAUUAGUAGGAUAAAUAUUGAAGAGGAAGAGACUUCGGUUUUGUUUCAGCUUCUAAGUUCUGUGGUAGAGGUCAGCGAUGAAAAUAUGGCAGAUCAUAUCCCAUACAUGGUUUCAUUAAUAGUGGGAGCACUGUUGAAAUAUAUGCAUCCUAGCCUGGAGUCUUGGCCUCAAGUGGUUGAGAGGGGCUUUUCAUCAUUAGCUGUAAUGGCUCAAUCUUGGCAGAACUUCUUGCCUGAAGAGAUUGAGGAAAUUGAAUCAAGUGAAAAGUGGGCAUCUGGCCAAGCUACCAUUGGCAAAGCUUUGUCAGCACUGUUGCAUCAAACUUGGCUUACACCCAUGCAUCCAACAGAUCAAGGUCAAGUUUCUCCUACUCCGACGUGCAUGGAUGAUUCUUCAACACUGCUGCGAUCCAUUAUACUAUCUGUUACUGGAAGUGAUGUAAUUCCACAGCUUAAGCUAUCAGAGUUGUUAUUAGUUUGGGCCGAUCUGAUUGCCGACUGGCAUGCAUGGGAAGAAUCUGAAGAUUUGUCUGUCUUUGACUGCAUUAAGGAAGCAGUUAACCUAGACAGAAAGUACGGACUGGAGAAUUUUAUAAUCAGAAAGAUGCCCUCACCUCCUGCACCGCCUGUGCCACAACGAGCAAUCAUUGAAGGCAUUAGUGCUUUUGUCAGCGAGGCUGUUUUACAAUAUCCAUCUGCGACAUGGAGGGCAUGCUCAUGCGUCCAUGUGUUACUGCAUGUCCCAUGUUACUCAACUGAAACUGAAGGUGUGAAGCAGUCAUUGGCAAUUGCUUUUAGCCAGGCUGCAUUUUCUCAUUUCAAAGAAAUUCAAAGCAAGCCUUGUUCACUUUGGAUGCCUUUGUUGCUUGUUAUAUCAUCAUGCUAUUUAUGUUAUCCUGAUACCGUGGAAGGGAUUUUAGAGAAGGAUGUGAAUGGAGGCUUCACAAUUUGGGCAUCUGCACUUGCUUUUACCUGUACUGCCUCUUUUGAACCUGGUGUGGGUGCAAAGUCGGAGAUAAAAUUAACAGUAUUAACGCUGGCCAAGAUAGUUGAGCGGCUUUUCGGCCAAGAUCAUUUAGGCAGCAGUCUGUUAAGAGACUGCUUUAAUGCAUUGAUGGAAGCAUCGGUACGGCUGAAAGAAUUGCAGGAAGAUGCAGAUGAUGAAGAUGAUAAUGUAGAAGCUGAAGAUGAUGAUGGAGAAGAUGAUGAUGACGACUAUGAUGAUGAGGAUUCUGAGGAGGAUGAACGUGAAGAAACUGAAGAAGAAUUUCUAGAAAGAUAUGCAGAAGCAGCAAAAGCUUUGGAAAAUGGCAUGGUUGUUGAAGAGGGGGAUGUGGAAGAUCAAGAGCAUGAUAUUGAAUUGGGUACUUUGGAAGAAGUGGACGAGAAGAGAGUUAUAUGUUCGUUGAUAGAGAGAUUCAAUCAUUAUUUUAUACGAGGGCAGGGAUUCUCGCCGCAGGUCAUCUCAAGUUUCGUCUCUGCCUUUCCUGAGUGUAAUCGUUUCUUCCAACAAUAGAGACGCUUCUUUAUAAGAUCUAAACUGGUGAAGGAAGAAGAAUUUAUGCAA